AUGUUGAUUUUCAAGUGUAUUGAGGUUCCUGAUACUUUCUGUGUCAACACUGUUAUCAAGGCCUAUUCUUGCAGCUCUGUGCCUCAUAAAGCUGUGGGCUUGUAUUUUGAAAUGCUUCAGCGUGGUUACCUUUUACCUAACAGUUUCACUUACCCACCUCUUUUCAGUGCCUGUGCUAAAAUGGGUUGUUUGAGCUCGGGUCAGAAGUGUCACGGGCAAGCUCUGAAACAUGGUGUUGAUGGGGUUUUGCCUGUGCAGAAUUCUUUGAUUCAUUUGUAUGCUUGUUGUGGGCUCAUGGAAAUUGCUGAGAAAGUGUAUGUUGAGAUGCCUGUGAGGGACUUGGUGUCAUGGAACACGAUUGUUGAUGGUUUUGCUAAGGUUGGGGAGAUGGGACAAGCGCAUCACGUGUUUGAUGCAAUGCCUGAGAGGAAUGUAGUUUCUUGGAAUGUUAUGAUCACAGUUGAUGGGAUCAGUUUAUACACAGAAAUGGUUGAGAAAACCAGAGUACUCGGGGAUUCAAAUGUAAAUACCAAUAAGAAUGUAAAGUUAAAUGAGCGGGAUAAAAUUCUCCCAGAUGAGGUUACCUUUAUUGGCAUUUUAUGUGCCUGUGCCCGGAAAGGAAUGUUGGUAGAGGGGAGAAACUACUUCUCCCAAAUGGUUGAUGUGUUUCAUGUGAAGCCCAAUUUUGCACAUUACUGGUGCAUGGCUAAUCUUAUGGCCAAUGUUGGUCUAGUGCAAGAGGCAGUGAAUAUCUUAAUGAACAUACCAGCUGACAAGGAUGUGUCUCCAGAAUCCUCAUUGUGGGCAGGAUUGCUCGGGUCAUCUCGAUUUCAAGGGGAUCUGAUCUUAGGGGAAAAAAUUGCUAAAGAAUUAAUUGAGCAAGAUCCUCAGAAAUUUUCAUAUUACAUGUUGCUGGUUAAUAUUUAUGCCGUAGCUGGUAAAUGGGAAGAAGUUUCUAGGAUAAGGGAUAUGAUGAAGGAGAGAGGAAUUAAAAGAGUGCCAGGUUGUACUCUGGAGGAUUUGAAGAAUGUAGUUCAUACCCUUAAAUUAAGAGAUAGAUGUCAACAGAUUACACAGAUGGCAUUGGUGAAGUGA
Messenger RNA from Fraxinus pennsylvanica, 1095 nucleotides. The record is from the annotation of a GenBank genome assembly. NCBI's taxonomy places the organism in Eukaryota, Viridiplantae, Streptophyta, Magnoliopsida, Lamiales, Oleaceae.